Messenger RNA from Parastagonospora nodorum SN15, 558 nucleotides. RefSeq lists its product as hypothetical. The transcript has 3 exons. Bases 1 to 558 code for a protein of 185 amino acids. The record is from RefSeq and is a predicted model, not a curated record. NCBI's taxonomy places the organism in Eukaryota, Fungi, Ascomycota, Dothideomycetes, Pleosporales, Phaeosphaeriaceae. Gene Ontology annotation, molecular function: metal ion binding.
AUGCGCACUAUCGCACGAAACUUGUGCUAUCAGUUCCAGAACAACGGAUUCUGCACUUACGGUGCAAAGUGCAAAUUUCCUCACACCGACGGCACACAAUUUGCAGCUCGCCGUCCUUUGGGAAAGCGCUAUCUAGAGUUCGAUUACAACUAUGAGAACGGCGUGGCAGAAGAGUUCUAUCGCAUGUGCGACUUCUUCAAUUGGGAAAGGGACGAUGGUGAGCGUGAGGAAGCUCGUCGAGCGUUCAAAGAUGCUAUGGUGGUCCAAUUUAACGCACUGUACGGCACUGACAUCACCAAAAUCGAAAAUUGGCACCGACUUUGCGUCGCCGUCUGCAUUGAGCCACUACCCACAACUAUCGCGGAGUGCAAAGAGGAGAUCAAGAACAUUCAUGUCAACCUCGUAGACUUGGUGGAUACUUCUAGCCGGAAGAUAGAACUGUUUGCAUCUCUGGAAGACCUCAAAGUGUACACAAUUGGCAACGGAAAAUAUUUCCCAAAGGAGUCAGCCUAUGCAGGCGGGGUCUUGAAGUUCCUACUUCGUGAAAUCCUAUCUUGA